CACAGUGGGCCGGUUCGAGCCUUCCUUCGUUCGAUUCAGGCAGGCUCCUCUAUUCGUUUUACAUGUAGCAAGCAGGGUUGCGGGGUGCAGUUCAGACAUGGGAAGUGAGCAUUACUGCCUGAGGUGGAACAAUCAUCAGAGCAACUUGCUGGGUGUGUUCAGUCAACUGCUGGAGUCGGAGUCGCUGGUGGACGUGACACUGGCGUGCACGGAGGGACCGUCGAUACGCGCACACAAGGUAGUCCUCUCCGCGUGCUCCAGCUACUUCCAGGCCCUGUUCCUCGACCACCCGAACCGCCACCCCAUCGUCAUCCUAAAGGACGUACGUUUCGCCGAGCUACGUACCCUCGUCGACUUCAUGUACAAAGGCGAGGUAAACGUCGAGUACUGCCAGCUAUCGGCCCUCCUCAAGACAGCGGAGAGCCUCAAAGUUAAGGGUCUAGCGGAUAUGACGAAUAUCAACGCGGCGGUAGCAUCUAGGGAAGAGCAGCAGCAGCAACAACAACAGCAGCAGCAACAACAGCAGCAGCAGCAACAACAACAACAACAGCAGCAGCACACAAGUGGCUCCGACACGUCGCGGGAGCAUCAUCGAGAAAGAGAUCGGGAACGAGAACGAGAACGAGAUCGAGAUUGCAUAAAAGAAGCGAGCAGCAAAGACAGGGAACGAGAGUCAAAUGUCGUCCCCGGGAUGUCGAGCGGUGCUAAGGAAUGUGAGCAGCAGCAGCAGCAGCAGCAGCAGCAACAACAACAACAACAACAACAACAACAACAGCAGCAGCAGCAACAGCAACAACAAUCGAGUAGUGUCGCUCAGAAUACCCCCAGCGAGUCCGCGGAAGCGGUGGACAUGACGGAAUGUCCGCCGUCGCCCGCUGGACCCGGCAGUCCGUGUCUGGGACCGCUCGCCCUCGACCGGCCCAGGAGGGACUCCGAGGACGCGGCGAGCAUCGAGGAGACGCGGGCCGGUUCCCUCAGCCCGAUCUCGGUACACAGCGGACCAUCCGACAUGAGCCUCAGCAACAACACCGGCGGCGGUGCGCCCGGUGGUGGUGGUGGUGGUGGUGGUAGUGGUGUGCUGCCGUUGAAUCUGCCGCAGAGCCGGCUUCCGUCCCCGCAUAGUACCGAGCCCCUCGCCGGCCCGUCGGGUUUACCCCCGGUCCAGCAAGUUCCGCUAUCCCUGAAAAAAGAGAUGGACUGGGAAAGGUCGACCGAGGAGCGAAGCGCGAGCAGCGAGAUAUCCACGGACUACAGACUCCCGCCAGAUCCGGAGUUGAUGGGUGUGGAUGAGCGGGUGUUUGCGUGCAUGUACUGCGGUGCCUCGUUCCUCCACCAGAGCAAGCUGACGCGGCACAUCCUCUCGCACAGCCUCGAGUCGCUCAAGUACCGCGAGCAGGCGGCCCACCUGCAGCUGCAGGCUCAGCUGGGCCUCGAGCCCGGCAUGCACCUGCCGCCUGAGGCCCACUACCCUGCCGCGGGUACGAUCGAGCCGAUGGACUUCGAGCUCGCGGCCCACUCGGACCCCACCUCCGGCGUCGUUCUCUGCAAGUUCUGCGGCAAAUCCUUCCCGGACGUCGGCUCGCUGAUCGCCCACCUACCGGCGCACACCGGCGACCGGCCGUUCAAGUGCGAGUUCUGCGGUAAGGCGUUCAAGCUGCGCCACCACAUGAAGGACCACUGUCGCGUUCACACCGGCGAGCGGCCGUUCCGGUGUACGCUGUGCGGCAAAACCUUCUCGAGGUCGACGAUACUCAAGGCCCACGAAAAGACACAUUAUCCGAAGUAUGUGCGCAAGUUCCUGUCCCCGAGCCCCGUGGACCCCUCCGAGGAAGAGGCCCCGCCGCCGCCACCGCCGCAUCAUUGA
Messenger RNA from Pseudomyrmex gracilis, 1864 nucleotides. RefSeq names its product longitudinals lacking protein, isoforms H/M/V-like. Gene Ontology annotation, molecular function: protein binding. The record is from RefSeq and is a predicted model, not a curated record. NCBI's taxonomy places the organism in Eukaryota, Metazoa, Arthropoda, Insecta, Hymenoptera, Formicidae. The transcript is spliced from 4 exons. Bases 98 to 1864 code for a protein of 588 amino acids. Gene Ontology annotation, cellular component: nucleus. Gene Ontology annotation, biological process: regulation of transcription by RNA polymerase II.